CACCCCAAGAACCUGCCAGAAACUUACCGAACCGGCCACCGGAAGCUCCAUACAACUCGCAGCAAAUAUUCCACCGGUUCACCAUCUUCCGGACCUCCAAUUUCCACCAAAUUUUGGUAACAGAAGCCCAUUGAUCUGAAGUUUCAAGAACUGUUCUCUUACACGUGUACCUCAUCUCUUCUUUUCAGCUAGUAUAAAUAUGUACUCAGCUUUCAUUUUGUAAUCAACCUGAUACGCAAUACAAUUUUUCUCUCAUUUCCUCUGUAUUUUAUGGGCUUCUCCAUUAGAGCUUUCAUGGUAUCAAAGUCAGGUUCGAUCGGGAUCAGAUUUUGUGCCUAGCUAAUUGAGGUUCAUGGAGCUAUCGUUCUCUUCUAGUUCUUCCUGCUAGUGUUGAUUUCUGCAAAAUCGAAGAUUUCAAACUUGAGAUAAGUUCAUUCUUCAGAUCUGGAAUUGUGAAAGUUCUGAUAGUUGAUAUUUGUUGCUAAUUUUUUUUUGGCUUCGAAGCUUUGAUUCUAAGUUUGAAGUAGUAUGCUACUGCUCUUAGUCAAAAUUCAUGAGAUUUGUUGAAGUUUGCUUCAGAUUGAAGUUUGAUGAAACCCUAGUUUUCACUUGUUGAAGUUUUAGUACUUUCUUUUGUGCAAUUCUCGUUGACUUACUGUGAAUAGAAGAUUGUGGAAGAUCUAGUGGUUAUUUUGGAAGAUAUGGAAGUCUACAAAUCCUAGCUUCUCAUCAGAAUUUGUUCAAGUUCAUAUUAGAAAUUAUUGAAGAUCAUAGAGCUGUUUUGUUGGAAUUUAUUUGUUCCUAGUGUGAAGUUGUUAUACAUUACAUAAGCUGGAAGUUGUUAGUUUUUGGUUAUGUUCAUCAGUUCAUCAUUGGAGAUCAUCAGUGGUGAAUUUUGAGUGUUGAUCUGUGUUGCCUAUCAUCAUGAAUACCGAUAUUGACUUAAGAAAUUGUCUACUGUCCAACUUCUGCAAUUUGAUUCCGGUUCACUUAGAUGGCUCUAACUAUGUCACAUGGAAGUUUUUGUUAGAGACAAUGUUAAGAGGUUGUGGCCUGAUGAAAUAUGUCGAUGGAUCAUUUCCUUGUCCUUCACAAUACAUGAUCACAAAAGAAGGUGGUGUCUUAUCUGAAAUGACAGCAGAGUACCUUACUUGGAAACAAAAUUAUUAUGCUGUUAUGACUCUGCUUGUUGCUACUCUAUCCAGUGGUGUACUCUCUUUUGUUGUUGGCAAUAACACUUCUAGAGACCUUUGGUGUUUGCUUAAAGAGAGAUGAAGACAUAAUUGUUUCUGUUCUACUUGGUUUGCCAUCAGCCUAUACUACCAUGAAGACUAUAAUAAGGGCUAAGCAUAACCCCAUUUCAAUGCAAGAGUUAAGGUCUCUUUUGCUCAUGGCUGAAGCUGAAGCUGAACUUGAAGAGGUUGACAAGUCUCUUUCCUUGCCUUCCACUACUGAAAUCAUAGCACAAGAUGAUAAUAUCAGAGGGUCUACUCCUGCACCAACUCUUAUUACAAAUGCCAAAUCUGAUGUUAAUUCUAUGAUGCCUACAAGUAGUGUUGCCUCUUCUAUUGGAUAUAAUGUGCAUUCCAUGUCUAAUUCAAGUCCUUCACAAUCUGCUGCUAGUCCUGGACCUCAGCCUCUAUACAUGACAAAUGCUUCAUCACCUUGUACUCCCACAUUUGUUGAUUAUUCGCAGACAUCAUAUCUGGGGUUUCCUCAACCAAGUGCAAAUACAUGUCUCACCCAACCUACUGAUUUCUUUGCUCACAACAAUGGUGGUAUGCUUCAACGAUUUGGUGCUCAUAUGCCUCAAAUGCAAACCAAUAGUUACUUAUUGCAGCUUGUAGCUCCUUCUACUUUCACUCCUUGUCAUGCCUCAAAUGAUUAUGCUGUCACGCCCUCAAUUUCUAUCAGUAAUGGUGCACCUCAUUCAAUGCCUAACUCUGGAUAUGGGAUGAAUAAUGGGACUGGUAAUGAAAAUUUCAAUGAGGAUGCAUGGUUCAAAAUAGUGGUUACAAUCAUGUCCCUCAGUACAACCAUUCACAGCAGCAAGGGUUCUUUCUCAACAAUGAUUCCUACAAUGGCAUGCCACCUCAGCAAGGUUUUCACUCAUUGUCAACCAAUAUUACCUACUCAGCUGCAGGGUACACUGAAGACAAGAUGA
This is a messenger RNA of Rosa chinensis, 2164 nucleotides long. RefSeq lists its product as uncharacterized. The transcript is spliced from 2 exons. Bases 1325 to 2164 code for a protein of 279 amino acids. Lineage: Eukaryota; Viridiplantae; Streptophyta; Magnoliopsida; Rosales; Rosaceae. The record is from RefSeq and is a predicted model, not a curated record.